GUGUGGCAAGCCGAGGGUCGAACAAACUGUCCCAGCCAACAGGCAGUUCGGCAAACGGGUCAAUUUGCUGAUCAUAAAAGUGUCACCCCUGUAUGGGUGCCAUGGUCGUCAGUAACACAUGAGCUCUACUAUGUGGUACAUCAUGCAAAGCAUUCAAAGCAAAUACUCCCUGUCCGAGCGACUCAUCCGUACCAUCGCCGCCAUCCGCUCCUUCCCGCACGACAACGUGGAGGACCUCAUCCGCAAGGGUGCCGACGUGAACCGCAUGCAUGGCACACUGAAGCCUCUGCACUGCGCCUGCAUGGUUGCCGAUGCCGACUGUGUGGAGCUGCUGUUGGAAAAGGGGGCAGAGGUGAAUGCUUUGGAUGGAUAUAACCGCACGGCGCUCCACUAUGCAGCAGAGAAGGACGAGAGCUGUGUGGAGCUGCUGCUGGAGUACGGGGCUCAGCCCAACGCUCUGGAUGGCAACAAGGACACUCCGCUCCACUGGGCCGCUUUCAAAGACAACCCAGAGUGCGCGAGAGCGCUGCUCGACAGCGGGGCUUGCCCCAACGCCCGCGACUACAACAGUGACACGCCGCUGAGCUGGGCAGCCAUGAAGGGCAACCUGGAAAGUGUCAAAGUGCUUUUGGACUACGGCGCACAGGUCCACGUGACCAACUUGAAGGGCCAAACACCCAUUUCCCGACUGGUGGCCCUCUUAGCGCGAGGCCUGGGCACUGAGCAGGAGGAGGAGUGCCUGGAACUUUUGUGCCGGGCAGCUGGGCGUUUCGAGAUUCGCCGGGCCGACGGCACGCUUCCAAAGGAGCUCAGUAAGGAUCCGCAGCUGCUGGCCAGACUCACCGGCAUGGUGGCUCAAGCGCCCACACUGCGCUCUCUGGCGCGCUGUGCUGUGAGGCAGAGUAUGGGCGUGCAGUUCCUACCCACGGCGGUUAAAGAGCUUCCUUUACCAGAGACCAUCAAGGAAUACCUUCUUCUCAGAGACUAAGACAGCGUUGGGUGGCGGCAAUGGAGUUUUUCCUCCUCGUCUCCAACAAACACAACAGCCUCUUGUGCUCCUUUUCCACUGCGCAAGUACUGGAUCGCCUCGAUCGAAAACUACGCGGCACUAAAGGCAUCGGUUCGAACGAGACAUGUUAGCUAAACGAUACAGCAGUUAUUAGUAUAAUGGAAGCAAAAAUAUCAUCUACCAAGGCAGAUCUUAUGUUUUUGUAAAGGAUAAAGUGGAGAGCCUUUUUUUCAUGAUCAAGAAAACACAAUGAUUGAACUGAUUUCGCACAAUAAAGAGAUUUUUGGGCACUUACUACAGUAUGAUAUACGUGUAGGGUUUUAGAAUGUUGUCAUACGUGGUGAAAACCGAACACGGGCAGAAGGAGUACUUGGAUUUGGAUCUUUAACACCAAUGUAUUGUUACUAUUAAGGAGUAUGGGCACUGAAAAGGGAAGAAGAAAAAUCAAGAUUAAAGUUAGUUUUACCAGAAUAAAGUUAUAUAUAUUUUUUUUAGGUUAAAGUCAUUGCUAAGAUGAAGUCGUAUAUUUUCAAAAAAGAAGUGUUUUUUUUGUUUUUGUUUUUUUUUUGGUUCAAUGUGGCCCGAAUAUUCAUUCAUACUUUGCUGUAUCAUAAGAGCAAACAAUACCAUAUAAACCCCUGUUGCUCACAACAGUGGAGGAGAACGUGGUUCUCGUCUGUUUAACUCUCGGCAUGUUCCAAUAUAUACUGAUACGAAAUUGACUUGCCAUGCUUGCAACCCCCAACUGAAGAUACUACAGAUAACAAAUCAAUACAGAAGGUGUUGCAAGUACAAUGGAAAAGGGGCAUGACAACAGCAUUUGACAUGUAAAUUCAAUGGAAUGUUUUCACCAAAUGUAGUGAAGUGUCUUUAAGAACGCCAGAUGGGUGUACCGCUGCACCUGUACAUAUAUAUUAUAACUUAUGUACCGUGCUGCGAAAAAGCUUUAAACCCCUUUUUGCAUAGUUUCCCCACUUUAAGAUCCUCAAACAAAUGUGAAUAUCAGACAAAGAUAACCUAAGUAAAAUGUAGUUUUUAAAUGGUGAUUUUUAUUUAAGGAUAAAAGGUAUUCAAAGCUACCUGACCUUGUGUGGAAAAAGUAUUUUUUAAAAUCAAAACCCAUUUUAAAUCAUGAAUUAACUAUGGCUAAUCAAAUUUUUUGGGAAAGCUGAGUUCAUUUUCACUGAUUACCUACAGACCGAUUAAUCAAUAAAACACUCAAAUAGAACCUGUCCAACAAACUGAAGUUGGUCAAAAACUUGCAACAAAAUGCCAUGAUCCAAAGAAAUUCAAGAACAGAUGAGAAUUGACAUCUAUUAGUCUGGAAAAUGUUACAAAGCCAUUUCUAAAGCUUUAUGAGUCCAGCAAACCACAGCGAGAGCCAUUAUCCACAAAUGGAGAAAGUUUAGUACAGUGGUGAACCUUCCCAGGAGUGGCUGCCCUACAAAAAUGACCCCAGGAGCACAGCAACGACUCAACCAGGAGGUCACAAAAGAACCCGGGACAACAUCUAAAGAACUGAAGGCCUUCAAAAAUAAGGAAGAGACUGGGGGAAAUGGCAUUCAUGGUGGAGUUCCAAUGUGAAAACCACUGCUGACAAAGAAGAACAUAAAGCCUUGUCUUCCUUUUGGGAAAGAAAAAAAAAAACAUCUGAAUGAUUCUCAAGACGGAUGGGAAAGUAUUUUAUGGACUGAUGAGAUGAAAGUUGAAUUUCUUGAAAGGUGUGUGUCUCGUUACAUCUGGCAUACAUGUAACAGCAUUUCAGAAAAAGAACAUCAUACCAACAGUCAAACAUGGUAGUGGUCGUGUGAUGGCCUGGGGCGGCUUCAUGAUUUCAGGACUUGCUGUGAUUGAUGGAACCGUGAAUUCUGCUCUUUACCAGAAAAUCCUGAAGGAGAACGUUUAGCCAUCAAUUUGUGACCUCAAGCUGAAGUGCACUUGGGUUCUGUAGCAGGAUAACAAUCCAAAACACACCAGUAAGUCAAUUCUGAAUUGUUUAUAAAAAAAAUAAAAUAAAAAAAAAGAAGGUUUUGGAGUGACCUCGGCAAGGUCCAGAUUUCAAUCUGACUGAAAUGCUGUGGCAUGACCUUAAAAAGUCAGUUAAUGCUUGAAAACCUUCCACUGUUGCUGACUUAAAACAAUUGUGCAAGGUAGAGAAGGGAGCAAAUCCUUUUUCGCAGCACUGUUGGCAUCCCUAAAAUUGCGAGCCCUUGAAAAGUAUUGUCACUGUGGUCUUCAAUGCAUGGAAUGCGGAUGAGGGCUUCUGCUUCAUGUUGUGCCAAUGAUCAUCUAAUGUCUCUGUCUUUUAUACUACUGAGGUAACAAACAAAUCAUGGGAACACUCGUUGUUAUUUUUAAGCUUUGUUGGUUGGAAUGGGCACAUGCAGUAAGUCUUGCCUGAUAACAUGACGACGACUUGCUUGCCUGUUGUUCUGUGUGCCAUUCAAUGUCAAGCAAAGUUGCCAUGGAGGAGCAAAUGGUUUUUAUUACACACCGUUCGCUAUAGCUUCAGU
Molecule: messenger RNA, 3522 nt
Organism: Phycodurus eques (leafy seadragon)
Lineage: Eukaryota; Metazoa; Chordata; Actinopteri; Syngnathiformes; Syngnathidae
Gene: asb8
Product: ankyrin repeat and SOCS box containing 8
Exons: 4
Coding region: 119-988 (289 amino acids)
Biological process (GO): intracellular signal transduction
Molecular function (GO): protein binding
Source: RefSeq, a predicted model, not a curated record